GAUCAUCCAGCUGGUGUAGAUGCGCCAUGGCGUAAGCCUUGAGAUGGGAGGGGUAGGUGCCACGGAGGCGCUUUCCGGAACCGAACCACUCCUUCACUUUCGAAACGGAAACGACCCUACCCCUGGCGUCGAGCGGCAGCGAGGGCCAGACAUCGGCGAGGCGGAGCUCUCCGUGGUACACUUUAUCGCUCGGGCGAAGAAGUACUGGGGGAAAAGCUUCGACAAGUGGAUCGUUUCAUCGGCAGACACGGACCUAUGGAUGAUCAUUCUACUGCCGAUGACCACUGGUUGGCUUCGGCCUCGUGGCGAGGGGGCGGUUGACGUGACCGUCCAGAAGGUCGUGGGUGGCGAGACCAAGUUCCAGUGGGUGAACAGAGUAUUCACCAGCAUCUGCAAACUCCAGGACGGAAGCGAGUCCGCGUGGCCGCUAUUGACCUUCAGGGGCUGGAUUCCCACGGGCAACGACAAGGUCCGUCUGUUCGUCUUAACGUUCCUGGAGUCGGGCUGUGACUACCUCCCGGCAAUUUCCGGGCUGCCGUUCGACAAGAUGUGAGUACUGGCCCUCAAGAGCGUGCGGACGGAGAUUUUGUUUGACA
This is a messenger RNA of Ectocarpus sp. CCAP 1310/34, 596 nucleotides long. NCBI's taxonomy places the organism in Eukaryota, Phaeophyceae, Ectocarpales, Ectocarpaceae. The record is from the annotation of a GenBank genome assembly.